GCAACACGCCUGGGCACACCCUUUCACUAUCUACAAUCAAACUAUGGCGGACCUAGACGCCAAACCCAGCGAACCACUCUUCCGAGCCUCGAAGCGCCGGAAGAUAUUCCGCAAAGCCGUCGAAGACGAAUCGCACGAGAUCACAAGCCCUCAAUCCCUCGCCACACCCGAAUCACAUACCCGAACUCCUCAAGACAAUGCCGAAACCGAAGGGCAAAAGGAUGGAGGCCUCUCUAUGGCCGAGAUCCUCCGCCGCCGCAAGCAAGGCAAGACGCGCCGCGCCGGCAUCGAGUUCUCGAACUCAUCGCAAACCUCGACCCGCGCCGCCGCACCACCACCCUCCGACGCACUGAUCCCCCAUACCGAUGACAAUCGCUCCGCGGUCGAUAUCGCGGCGAAGCGGUUCGCACCACAAACGGGGAAGGUAGCAGACGUACACGAUAAACACAUGAUGGAAUUUAUAGACGCCAGAAUGGCUGAGCUCCGUCAUUCGCAGGCGGCACUAAGCAUAACGACCCUCGAUGACAUGUCUACCGAAGAGCGCGCCACAGCGAUUGCGGCGUCGGAGAAGGCGCGCGAGAGACAGCCGGCUGGCGUCGGGAAACUGCAAGAAAUUGAUUUGGGGCCGGAUGCUACGGCGCAGAAUAUUGCGCGGACAGAGGCUGCGAGGAGGAAGAUGGAGGGAUUGCCGGACGAUGAGCCACAGAGUGGGCUAAGGCCUGGGAAAGUGAGGCUUGGGAGAGAUGGUAAGCCGUGGCGGGGCCGGAAAAGGCGGAAUAGUGAGGAUAUCAAGCGGGAUCUGCUCGUUGAGGAGGUACUCAGGGAGAGUAGGCUGGAUAUGUACGAUGAGCCUGAGGCCCUAGGGCACUCGGAAGGCGACCAGGCCGCCGACGACCUCCUAGCGGAGAGAUUCAGACAGGAAUUCAUUGACGCAGUCGAGUCUCGAAAUGUCAGACGUACGGCUCCUGCGCCUCCCGGCGCGGCUAAAGGCACGAAAGGAGAGGAGAGGCCCAAAGGGCCGAAGCUGGGGGGUAGUCGAAGUGCGAGAGCUGCGAUGCGUGCUAUAGAGGAGAAGGCUGCAAAGAAGAGGUGAUGUAUCGGAGCCUGAGAUAUUCUUAGGUGUCGUAAUAGGCCCGGGAGCACUUGGGUAAUAGCUAGGUGUUUGAUUUCGGCUAUUCAAGUAUUCGAUAUCUCAGCUGUUGAAUUAGUCCAACCCUCACGUCGAGGAACUUCCCCACUACAGAUUGUUCUUCUCGAAGUGUCUUUCGGUGUGAUUCGGGAGAUAAUUGUGGCUCCCCAGCACCCCUUCGAGACCUUCUCACAAGUCAAGAUCCCG
This is a messenger RNA of Mytilinidion resinicola, 1336 nucleotides long. RefSeq lists its product as uncharacterized. The record is from RefSeq and is a predicted model, not a curated record. The transcript has 3 exons. Lineage: Eukaryota; Fungi; Ascomycota; Dothideomycetes; Mytilinidiales; Mytilinidiaceae. Gene Ontology annotation, cellular component: spliceosomal complex. Bases 44 to 1093 code for a protein of 349 amino acids. Gene Ontology annotation, biological process: mRNA splicing, via spliceosome.